AUGGCGGGUCAGAACCGCAACCUCAUAAACAGAAAAUCCUCUCACAUCAACACUGUGGGCGAGUUUACAGACAGGGACUUGUGUUCGCUAAGCGUGUGUGUGUGUGUGUGUGUGUGUGUGUGUGUGUGUGUGUGUGUGUGUGUGUGUGCACGCGUGCACUAUGACAGACUUCCAUCCCUCCCUGGGUCUUCCCUGCCUUCACCCAUUCCUUGGCUAAGCUCCAGCUUCCCUGUGGAUGUGGACUGGAUCAGCACUGAUGAAGAACAGGAGGACCUCAUCUGCCCUAUUUGCUUCGACAUCUACACAGAUCCGAUCGUCUUGCCGUGCAGCCAUAGUUUUUGUAGAGUUUGCACAGAGCAAUUCUGGGACCGUAAUGAAUGUCAGCAAUGCCCAGUUUGUAUGCAAAGGUUCGUUAACUGUGAAUUGCUCUGUAACCGUGCUCUGAAGAACCUCUGCGAGGCUUUCAAAAAUCAGAGAUGCCAAGUAACGGAAGACUCUCAAGGACUCUGCCUUUUACACGGGGAGCAACUUAAGGUCUUCUGCCUUGUGGACAAAGAGGCCAUCUGUGUUGACUGCCUCACGCAAACGCAUAAAGGUCACAAGAUCUGCUCAACGGGAGAGGCUGUCCGGCACCAUAAGGAUAAACUCCGGAAAGUACUGCAGGAAUUCCAGAAAAGGAAACAGCUUUUUCACAAAGUAAAAUCUACAUUUCAAGAUACAGUGAAGCAUAUAGAGGGACAAGCCAGGCACACGGAGCAACAGAUUCAAAAGGAGUUUCAAGAGCUCCAUCAGCUUCUACAGGACCAGGAGGCGACCAGAAUUCUAGAGCUGCGAGAGGAGGCAGAGAGGAAGAGAACUGCAAUGAAUAAAAAGAUUGAACAGCUAACCGAUGAGAUUUCCUCUCUCUCAGAUACCAUUAAUACCAUAAAGCCACUGUUUACCAGUGAUAACAUCUCAGUCCUGCAGGAGCAUAUUUCCAUAGCAAAUAAGUCCAGUCAUGAAAUACAGGAUUUAGAGGUCGGUCCGAGAGUUUUGAUUAAUGUGGCCCAGUACCUGAGCUCUCUGAAGUACAGGGUAUGGAUGACGAUGAUGCAGACUGUACAACAUGUGCCCGUGACUCUUGACCCAAACACUGCAGCCCCCCAACUUGUCCUGUCUGAAGAUCUGACCGGCCUGAGAGCGACCGGUGAGAAUCAGCAGCUCCCUAACAACCCAGAGAGGAUUAUCGGCUACAAAGGGGUCCUGGGCUCUGAAGGAUUCAGUUUUGGGAAACACAGUUGGGUGGUUGAUGUUGGAAGUAACACCGAAUGGGCUCUGGGCGUGGCGAGAGAAUCCAUAAAGAGGAAGGAAGUGAUUACAGCAUCUCCAGAAGAGGGAUUCUGGGCUAUAGGGUGGUUUUCUGGUAAAUGUUUAACCGCAACCUCACCACCAACGUGUCUUACGAAACAAAGACUUGCAAGAAUCAGGAUUAAGCUGAACUUAGAAAAGGGGACUCUGAAAUUCUUUGACCACACCAAGAACAGCCCUCUGCACACUGUUACUCCUAAAUUCACUGGCAAGAUAUUUCCUUAUUUCUUCACAAGCCAAAGCCAGCCUCUCGUAAUCCAGCCAGAAAUUGUAUGUGUCACUUCACGAUAGCUUACAGGAUUAUGCAUCCAUCUUCUGACUUGUACUGGAUGUAUGGGGUUUGGGGGGGCCUGGGGAAUCGCACAAGCAGCAUACAGCACAAGAAAGAGGUGGAUUCUGGAUGGGGUGCAAACCCAUAGCAGGCAAUACAUACCAUUUAGCAAAAAUAACGAACCUAACCGCAGGUCUUUGGACUAUGGGAUUCGCCGAGCAAUGGUAUAAUCCGAAUCCCCGAACCUGGAUGUAUGAUGCAGUAGUGCUUUCCACUAAUCUACCUUACAGAAUUACAGUCUUCCUUAUAGAAAUUCUCAGUAAAAUGUAAAGAAUUGCUAAAAUACGACACAACUGCUAACAUUUGAAUGCAUAGUCAAUGAACAGCUAAUGAAAGCUGUUCAAGUAACAAUUCAAGUAACCAGUGGCGUAGGAGAGAGUUUGAAAAUGGGAGGAAAGCAACUUAGUGAUGUAAAUACAAAGAUCUGUUUACUGGGGGAUAAAUGAAGGCAAAUAAAAUUCUGUGGGGGGGGGACCCAUCAACAUGUUCUCUCUUGUUAAAUUAUAUUUUCAGUUUCCAGUUCUCCUGCAUCCUGCACCGACCUUUAUGUCUCACAGUGUCAGUGCGAGGGAUCAAACUAUUUGAAAUAUAUAAUAUCACUGAAAUUAGCUCUAGGCUUUAUUCAUUUGCAGUAGACAUGCUUUAUUUUCAACUGACUUACGCUUUGAUAUUGUCAUCAUAAAUAUGUAAGGAUUACCAUGUCUGAUAAAUGGAAUUGAUUUUUUUGCUGCUAAAUAAGGGAAUAAAAGAAAGUGAAUUCAUUAGGUUUUUGUUAAGGGUUUUUUAGAUAUAUGCCAGACAAUAAGUUGUCCCACUUUUCCGACUUCCAGUGACCUCUGGAGAAAGCGCCUGUCGAAUGAAUUCAUGUAACGGCAAAAUGUAAAAUGGAAUAA
This is a messenger RNA of Brienomyrus brachyistius, 2571 nucleotides long. RefSeq names its product E3 ubiquitin-protein ligase TRIM35-like. The transcript is spliced from 8 exons. Gene Ontology annotation, molecular function: ubiquitin-protein transferase activity; protein binding; zinc ion binding. Gene Ontology annotation, biological process: protein ubiquitination. NCBI's taxonomy places the organism in Eukaryota, Metazoa, Chordata, Actinopteri, Osteoglossiformes, Mormyridae. The record is from RefSeq and is a predicted model, not a curated record. Bases 1 to 1638 code for a protein of 545 amino acids.